AUGCAAUCCAUAUGUUUCUUUUUCUCCAGGCAUACGAUAUUUGCAAGCAACACUUCAUCCUUGCAAAUCACGCAGUUGGCUAACUCAACCACGAGGCAGGACCGAUUUGGUGGUCUCCAUUUCUUCAAUCCUGUGCCUAUGAUGAAGCUUGUGGAGGUCAUCAAGACUCCAAUGACUAGCCAAAAGACUUUUGAAUCACUUAUGGAUUUCAGUAAAGCAGUAGGAAAGAGUCCUGUCAGUUGUAAGGAUACGCCAGGGUUUAUUGUAAACCGUCUCUUGGUGCCAUACAUGAUGGAAGCUGUUCGACUUUUUGAGAGAGGAGAUGCAUCAAAGGAAGAUAUUGAUGUUGCUAUGAAGCUUGGGGCUGGCUAUCCCAUGGGUCCAUUUGAACUGCUGGACUAUGUCGGGCUGGAUACCAGUAAAUACAUUAUAGAUGGAUGGCAUUCAUUAGAGCCCAACAAUCCUCUUUUUGCACCCAGCCCACUCCUGAAUAAACUGGUACAAGAAAAGAAGCUGGGUAAGAAGACCGGAGAAGGAUUUUACAAAUACAAAUGAACUCCAAGCUUUGAGAAGUGUUAAACUAUUCAGUGUAUGCUAUUCAGCAUUGCCAUAUUACAGGUGAAUUCUGGUUUAAACCUUCCCAAGGACAGCACAAACUGCAUUUAGAACGUAACCCACCUCUGAACUGAGUGAUUGGACUAGUUAACUAUUUUUCUGGUGAAAGCUUGAUUCAGUAGAUUAGAUUAUUUCUUUCUUGUAAUUCUGAAAAGCUUUAUAUGUACAGUGCCUUCAUGCAAAUGUUGAUUUUUCAGGUGCAGAACAGAAUGACAAGUGAAUUUAUGUAUUCAAAACAUUAUUACAUUAAUGGGAAAAAUCCUAAAAAUAACCACACUUUCUUAAGAAUAAAAUUUUCAGCAAUUCUG
This is a messenger RNA of Apaloderma vittatum (bar-tailed trogon), 923 nucleotides long. RefSeq names its product hydroxyacyl-CoA dehydrogenase (gene HADH). NCBI's taxonomy places the organism in Eukaryota, Metazoa, Chordata, Aves, Trogoniformes, Trogonidae. The record is from RefSeq and is a predicted model, not a curated record. The coding region runs from base 1 to 555 and encodes 184 amino acids. Gene Ontology annotation, biological process: fatty acid beta-oxidation. The transcript has 5 exons. Gene Ontology annotation, cellular component: mitochondrion. Gene Ontology annotation, molecular function: NAD+ binding; (3S)-3-hydroxyacyl-CoA dehydrogenase (NAD+) activity.